AUGUCGGAACUACUUCAGAACUGGCUGAACAACGAGGUCGGCCUGUCAACAAAUGUCUCCAAUUUCGAGAAGGACUUCGCAUCUGGCUACCUCUUCGGCGAGAUCCUGCACAAGUUUUGGCAGGCAGAUUCGGAGCAGUUUCAGAACAAGAAUUCACAUCAAGCGAAAAUCGCCAACUUUAAGACGCUGGAACCUAUCCUGAAGGCGUUGGGCAUCAAGUGCAAUGCCACGCUGAUCAAUGCAGUGAUGAAUGGCGAGCGCGGAGCGGCGUUGAGGCUCCUCUACCAGCUGAAAAUGGCAUCGGAGAGGAGCGAACGACCGAUCCUGGCUCUGCAGGCAUCGUCGCUGGAGACGCAGGUAAGACAAGCCCGCAUGGAGAAGCUGACCCGGAAGUUCGAGUUGGAGAAGCACAAGCAAGAGAUUGUGGCUUACGAAAUGGACGUCAUCGAGCAGGCCCACGUGGAGGAGCAGCGCCAGAUCCACCGCUUCAGCUUGCGCGAGCGGCUGCGACAGAACCGGGCUGCCAAGGACGAGUGGGAGGCUCGAGGGCAGGAGCUCUGGCAGGAGAACAUGAAGGUGCGCAUGGCCAGGGAGAGUGCAGAGGCCCGGUUCAACGAGGUCGUUUUCAAGAAGCAGAAGGAGAAGGACCGGCAGACGCGUUCCUUAGCCACCUCGGAGGUCCUCCAAGGUACGAAGGACUUCGAAACCGGCUUGAUCAGCUUGGGGCUCUCGCGGAAGCUGGAGGCUCUCUCUCAUCUCUACCGAGCCGUAGCACAUGAGAGGACUGUUGCGAGCAAGCGGUACUGCUUUGCACAGAACAGGCGUAUUUCCGCAGCUCCUGCAGUUCGCCCUGUGGGCUCAGAAGAUAUCCCGCAAAUCCUUAAGUUGAGCUUUGCAGGCGCCGGCCGGCAGUCUCUUGCUCCGCCACAUGCUCUGGCCAAGGCUGUGUCAGGCUCCUCCGGCUUUGGCUUCGGUUGUUUGGGAAAAAAGCGUUGCGUGGCUCGUGAAAGCAACGCGUCCCAGUCUGCGGGGGACAUGUCCCUUGUGAUUUGGUCUCUGACCCAGUGCUGCGUGGUCGUGGCCUCCGACGAGCCUGCGCGGACAGCUGCUGGGCACGGCUUUGCCAGGCUUAUAAUGGAGUGA
Messenger RNA from Symbiodinium necroappetens, 1143 nucleotides. The record is from the annotation of a GenBank genome assembly. Lineage: Eukaryota; Dinophyceae; Suessiales; Symbiodiniaceae.